Messenger RNA from Chironomus riparius, 457 nucleotides. NCBI's taxonomy places the organism in Eukaryota, Metazoa, Arthropoda, Insecta, Diptera, Chironomidae. The record is from the annotation of a GenBank genome assembly.
GUAUUCUGUUAAAAAUUCAAGUGAACAAUUCAAAAAUGUCCAAAAUUAAUUUGAUUUUAUUGAUUAGCUUUGCAGUUCUUGCAUGCUGCACAGCAUUGCCAAGACCAAAUGAUGAAGUUGUUGAUAAAAUUGUUGAUGAAGUUCCAGUUGAAGCAGAAGUGAAGAAAGACGAAGUUGAACUGGAAGAUUCUGCAAGAAUUCACAGACCUCAUAACCCAUUGUUGAAUCCUCAUCUCAACUCAAACGUUUAUGCUCACAACCCAAAUAUUUAUGGAGCCUAUUCACCAACCAUCAUCACAAAGGCACCACUGUCAUUUGAUGCAACUAUCGUACUCAAUCCAGUUGUUCCUGGACAGUUGAUUGGAAAAAAAUAAAUUGAGUCUUAAAAUUGAUGCUGAAUAAAAUUUUCAAAAAUUAUUUAAUAAUUGUUUUUUGAAUAAAGUUCUGAAAAUGUGAA